CGGACUUCACCUUCUACUCACUGAGCCCUAAGCGAUUGGAUGCAAUGACCGAAUCACGUACCGAGCUGCUCAACUGGCUGAAUAGCAUGCUGGAUUUGAACUACACCAAGGUGGAACAGCUGGGAUCAGGUGCUGCGUACUGCCAGAUCUUGGACUCCAUCUUUCUCGAUGUGCCAAUGAACAGGGUCAAGUUCGAUGCCACGAAGGAGUACGAGUACUUGAACAACUUCAAGGUGCUACAGUCCGCGUUGGUGAAGCACAAGAUCCAGAAAUCUGUUCCUGUUGAGAGACUCAUCAAGUGCAGAUUCCAGGAUAACUUGGAGUUCUUCCAGUGGAUUAGAAAGUUCUGGAAAGAGAAUAAGGACGAAUCCGAGUACGAUCCAAAUUCAAGAAGAAAAUACACACCUCCUCCAAGUACAAGCGCAAGAGCAACACCUGCACAGUCGAGACGCACAACACCGACUACGUCGACGUUGAGCUCUUCGCGUCGCACAGCUUCAGGCUCUUCAGCAGCCGGGGUGUCUUCCUCAGCGUUACCAAGAACUAGAAACGUGUCGUCGUCAUCAACAUCGGCGCCAGGUUCUAGAGUGGUGUCACAGCAGAACAAACAGCUAGAACUGGAGCUGCAGCAGACACAAGGUGCGUUGGCACAAGUUGAGGAGGAGCUUGGAGAGUAUAAAGGGGCCCUCGAUGCCUUAGAAUCUGAACGUAACUUCUACUUUAACAAGCUUCGUGAAAUUGAGAUCCUCACUGAAACUACAAGUGAUCUGUUGAAAGAAGGAGCAGCCUCUACUGUGGAAAUACCAUCUCUGAAGGAUAUCCUAAUCAAGAUCCAAGAGGUGUUGUAUAGCACAGAAGAGGGAUUCCUAAUUCCAGAUGAUGAUAUCGAUGAACAGCAAUUACAACAAGAGGAACAGCACCAGCAGCAGCACCAACAACAACAACAGCAACACGCUGCAGACAUUGAUAUGGAAGAGGAGACUUUUUGAAGAUAAUUUGAAUCGUAUAAUACUCUAUAACGUUACAAACUGCUAUGAAUGCA
Molecule: messenger RNA, 1042 nt
Organism: Williopsis jadinii
Lineage: Eukaryota; Fungi; Ascomycota; Saccharomycetes; Phaffomycetales; Wickerhamomycetaceae
Gene: BIM1
Product: microtubule-binding protein BIM1
Exons: 1
Coding region: 45-989 (314 amino acids)
Biological process (GO): regulation of microtubule polymerization or depolymerization; spindle assembly; protein localization to microtubule plus-end
Cellular component (GO): microtubule plus-end; microtubule organizing center; cytoplasmic microtubule
Molecular function (GO): microtubule plus-end binding
Source: RefSeq, a predicted model, not a curated record